Molecule: messenger RNA, 792 nt
Organism: Trichoderma citrinoviride
Lineage: Eukaryota; Fungi; Ascomycota; Sordariomycetes; Hypocreales; Hypocreaceae
Exons: 1
Coding region: 1-792 (263 amino acids)
Biological process (GO): proteolysis
Molecular function (GO): glutamic-type endopeptidase activity
Source: RefSeq, a predicted model, not a curated record
AUGAAGUCCCUCGCCUUCGCCGCCAAUGUUCUCCUGAUCGUCAAUGCCGCCUUGGCAUCCCCUCUUGCCGCUCGCAAGCAGGCGGCUAUGGAUGCUAUCCGUGCCCGGAGUGCUGCCCGUCGUUCCAACAGGUUCCAAGCCGGCUCCGACAAGGUUAAUGGAACUGCCGACGCAGUGUCUACGAACUGGGCUGGUGCCGCUAUCACGACUUCAGGCAUUACCGAGGUCUCUGGCACCUUCACGGUCCCCAGGCCCAGCCCUCCUGCUGGUGGCAGUUCUCGCGAUGAGUACUGUGGUGCUGCAUGGGUGGGAAUCGACGGCUACUCUGAUGCCGACCUCAUCCAGACUGGCGUCCUCUGGUGUGUCGAGGAUGGCGAAUACCUGUACGAGGCUUGGUACGAGUACCUCCCGGCUUCGCUGGUCGAAUACUCCGGAAUCUCUGUGACUGCUGGAUCAGUUGUUACCGUUACCGCCACCAAGACUGGCACGAACAGUGGUAUAACCACCUUGUCGAGCGGUGGACGAACUGUGUCCCACACGUUCUCCCGAGAGAACUCGCCCCUGCCCGGCACGAGCGCCGAGUGGAUUGUCGAGGACUUCACCUCCGGCAGCUCGCUGGUUCCUUUCGCCGACUUUGGAUCUGUUACCUUCACUGGAGCCAGCGCUGUCGUUAACGGAGCAACCGUGACACCGGGCGGCUCUGCCGUUAUUAUUGACCUGGAGGACUCGAGGGGAGACAUUAUCACCUCGACGUCGGUCUCUGGCGGCACCGUGACUGUCGAAUACGAGUAA